AUGUCUUCGAAGAUUAGGUUUUAUAUGGAACUGUCAGUUCCAGAGCUAGAAGAUCUUAAACGUAAAGGUCUUUUUGAUCAGAAAGAAAUCACCAUGAUCAUGAGAAGAAGAACAGACUUCGAGCACAGAAUACAAGGUCGUGGAGCAAAGCCUAGAGACUUUUUGAAAUACGCUGACUUUGAAAUAAAUCUAGAGAAACUCAGAGUCAAGAGAUUUUUCAGACUCAGAGAAACAGACCAUGUUGAUACGGCCCCCAGUAUCUCCGACUGGGCUGGCUUCAGAAAAAUUAUAUUCAUUUUCGAUAGAGCAGUCAGAAGAUUCUCGGGAGACCUAGAUAUCUGGGCAAAGUACCUUCAAUUCGUUAAAGAUAAGGAUGCCAUUAAGGUUGUCUACAGAGUAUACGCUAAGCUUUUGCUGUUGCAACCGAGAAAUGUGGAUGCUUGGUUAUCGGCUGCCAAAUAUGAGUUCGAGACAAAUGCCAAUGCCAAGGGGGCCAGAGAGUUAUACCAGAAAGCAUUGAGAUUGAACCCCGAGUCGAGAAAGCUUUGGAUAAGUUAUGCUCAAUUCGAAUUAACCUAUGUGUCUAAGCUUCUCGCUAGACGCCAAGUUUUGGGCUUGUUAACAGAAAAGAAGCAAGAGGAAGAUUUGAAGGCUCAAGCUAAAGAGCUGGCCAAGAGAAUUGAAGAAGCACCUACCGAUGGCGUUGAAUCCAACUCUGAUACCAUCACAUUCGCCGAUGUGGAAGAAGACGAUUUGAAGCUGGAGUUAGCAUCCUUGCCUGAAGCUGAUAUGAAUGUGUUGGGCUCUCCAGAGACUAAUCCUGUUUUGAAGGGUGAUAUUGCAUUAACAGUAUUUGAUUUGGCUCUUCCAGAGCUUCUCAAAGAGGUUGGAAAGGCAUCUAAGAUUGAUAAAGUCUUUGAAAUUGCAGAUGAAUUCCUUUCUGUUUUCGACCAAUUUGAAACUCUCAACAGAGAUCACUUAAAUUAUCAUAUCUUGUCUUACCUACAAACAAAUUACAAGGACGAUAUCAGGACGUCGCUUAUGGACAUCACAUUGCCUCUUCGCAACGUCUCAGUGCUCGACUCCUCCUUGGCGGAUGCCUUGAAGUUAUCUGUCAACAAGUUUACCGCAUAUAAACUGAAGGCCAAGGACGACAAAAAGAAGCAAGAACUCUCUGAUAAGUUUGUCGGAUUCUUGACAGAGAAGUUCGUGAAUGUUGAGGAAACGAAGUCAGAGAAAACGGAGGCUCUUUUGAAGGCAAUCAUUCAGAAAUGUCGCUAG
This is a messenger RNA of Candidozyma haemuli, 1281 nucleotides long. RefSeq names its product snoRNA-binding rRNA-processing protein. Bases 1 to 1281 code for a protein of 426 amino acids. NCBI's taxonomy places the organism in Eukaryota, Fungi, Ascomycota, Pichiomycetes, Serinales, Metschnikowiaceae. The transcript has a single exon. Gene Ontology annotation, biological process: maturation of SSU-rRNA from tricistronic rRNA transcript (SSU-rRNA, 5.8S rRNA, LSU-rRNA). Gene Ontology annotation, cellular component: Pwp2p-containing subcomplex of 90S preribosome; small-subunit processome. Gene Ontology annotation, molecular function: protein binding; snoRNA binding. The record is from RefSeq and is a predicted model, not a curated record.